Anopheles funestus (African malaria mosquito) is the source of this 1607-nucleotide messenger RNA. RefSeq names its product glyoxylate reductase/hydroxypyruvate reductase-like. The transcript is spliced from 4 exons. Lineage: Eukaryota; Metazoa; Arthropoda; Insecta; Diptera; Culicidae. Bases 169 to 1236 code for a protein of 355 amino acids. Gene Ontology annotation, molecular function: glyoxylate reductase (NADPH) activity; NAD binding; hydroxypyruvate reductase (NADH) activity. Gene Ontology annotation, cellular component: cytosol. The record is from RefSeq and is a predicted model, not a curated record.
GUUCAAACCAGUCGAUGUGCAGUCAGUUGCUGUGAAGAAUUGCGCGAUCAACGAUUCGUCAUCAUCGCACGUUCCGUAAAGUUGCUUUCGUAACAUUCAUAAAUUCACUUCGUGGUGAUUGCAGUGAUUGUGUUUAAAUGUAAAAUUGAUAGGAUUGUUGUUUGAAACAUGAACGGAACAGUAAUGAAAUGGGGCCUUCUCACUCUGUUUUUUGUUGAGAUGUUCCAUGGAAACAGUGGACAACAAACACCUACAACGAUGGUAAAUUCGGGAAAUCGCCCCGUCGUACUGGUUACAAACAAGGAAACACCGGAAAAGGGUAUCAAAAAGCUGAUGCUAAAAUGUGAUGUUAUCUUUCCCAAAAGUCAUCCGGCCACGAGAGACGAAAUACUGGAGCUGGCCGGUCAGGUCGAUGGAAUAAUGUGGGUUGGCCAUAUGGCUCUGAAUGGUGAGGUGCUGGAUCGUGGAGGCGAACGCUUGAAAGCUAUUUCUACGAUGUCGGCCGGUAUGGAUUACGUGGAUAUAGAUGAGUUCCGGAAGCGAAAAUUCCCGCUCGGAUAUACCCCGAUCGUGCUGAACGAUGCUGUUGCAGAUUCUGCUAUUGGGCUAAUGAUUGCUGCCGGUAGACGGUAUCAUGAGGGUCGUCUUGCCAUCGAUCAGUCCCAAUGGAAUGGUGGUCCACAGUGGCUGCUCGGCCAAGAUAUUAAGGGAAGCACCGUGGGAAUCAUCGGCAUGGGUGGUAUCGGGCAAACGAUUGCCAGGCGGCUGAAAGGUUUCGAUAUUGGACAACUGCUGUACUCUGGGCGCCGACCAAAACCAGAAGCCGAAGCACUCGGUGCCAAAAUGGUGCCACAGGACGAGCUACUGCAGGAAAGCGAUUACGUGUUCAUCGCUGUUCCGCUAACGAACGAAACGUAUCACCUGAUUAAUGAAACUACGCUGUCCAAAAUGAAGCCCACGGCCGUACUGGUAAACGUGGCACGGGGCGAUAUCGUCGAUCAGAAAGCGCUGGUGGCUGCACUGAAGAAUGGUACGAUCUUUGCGGCAGGUUUAGAUGUGAUGACCCCGGAACCACUGCCAGCCGGUGAUGAGCUGUUAAGUCUUCCGAACGCAGUGGUCGUUCCCCAUCUGGGCUCUGCAACGGUUCAGACAAGGAACAACAUGGCCGAAAUAGCAGCACUUAAUGUGUUGGCAGGCAUUGCCAAAACGCCAAUGUUUUCCCCUUAUCCGUAUUAAAUUGUGUUUUGUUUUCAGUACUGGUGCUUUAACAGUUGCUUUUUUACUUAAAAGGGCAAACAGUACGAAAAAAAGAUACAGCAACGUUCACGUUCCAUGGUGCAACAAAAGUAACAAAAAAAUGCUUUAAUGAAAAACCACUCUUUUUGAGGCAAUCUAAACAAAAUAGAAAGGAAAAUGAAUUGUAGGAUUCGCACCGUAAUUUGGUAGUUUCGGAAAUGUAUGACUGAUUAUAUACAGGUAGCUAAUUUAGAUGCGAUAAUUUUAUGUGGAAUGAAAUGAAGAAAAUAGGAGAUUCAACCUUUUACUAGUAUUGUAAUGAAUUAACAUCUGUCCUACACCAUUAAAGUGCCUUCGAUAUGUGGAAAAAA